This is a messenger RNA of Callithrix jacchus (white-tufted-ear marmoset), 779 nucleotides long. NCBI's taxonomy places the organism in Eukaryota, Metazoa, Chordata, Mammalia, Primates, Cebidae. The record is from RefSeq and is a predicted model, not a curated record.
GUCACUGCCAGGCGCCGGGCGAUACCUUGGGUCUGUUUUCGGCGGGCUUACCAGGGACAAAAAUGUCUAUGGCUAGCGAUUUCUACCUGCGCUACUACGUAGGGCACAAGGGCAAGUUUGGGCACAAGUUUCUGGAGUUCGAAUUUCGGCCGGAUGGAAAGCUUAGAUAUGCCAACAGCAAUUACAAAAAUGACGUAAUGAUCAGAAAAGAGGCUUAUGUACACAAGAGUGUAAUGGAAGAACUGAAGAGAAUUAUUGAUGUCAGUGAAAUUACAAAAGAAGAUGAUGCUUUGUGGCCUCCCCCUGACAGGGUUGGCCGUCAGGAGCUUGAAAUUGUCAUUGGAGAUAAGCACAUAUCUUUUACCACAUGAAAAAUAGGUUCUCUUAUUGAUGUGAACCAGUCGAAGGAUCCUGAAGGCCUUCGAGUAUUUUACUAUUUGGUACAAGACUUGAAAUGUUUAGUUUUCAGUCUCAUUGGAUUACACUUCAAGAUUAAACCAAUUUAAAUUCCAUGUUUUUCAAGCUGUUUGUAUAUUUAAUUAAGGGAUGAAGGGUUUAUUUGUCAUUUACAAUACUGGGGUUUUUAUGAAUGUGAAGCAAAAAAAAAAUUUUGUAUGUAAACUGAAAAUAAGAAAAUACAUUAACAGGCUUAAUGGUCAUCCUAACUUGAGUCCACGUGGUUUGGACAGUCCCCACACACAUUAAGUUCUGUAAAUAAAAGCCACCUUUUGUUAAAAAUUUGCUCUAAUAAAACAUGCCAAAUCCUGAAAAAAAAAAAA